AGCCCACCAGACUUGAACGCCAUUUGAAUCAAAACGUACUACCAACGCCAUUUCUUCAGAACCCCAUCCAAUCCGAUCGUCGGACGGACCGCGUGAGAACCGGAGUCCGGACGACCCAACGCUACUGUUAAGGAAGAUUGUUUGAAUCAAUUUGGAAAUUGCAUUAAGUGUGAGAUGGAUAAUGACGAUGACUUUACGUUUUGUCAGGUUAGCUUACCUUCUGAACAAGAAGGUCACGAGACAAAGAAGCUUGUAUCAGAUAUUGGUGGUAUUAGUAUAAAAGAUGAAUUCUCUGAUGGCAACAAUAAUGGUCAGAAUGACUGUCUUCUAUGGAAUGAAAAUACCAGCUCUAAGAAGCAGGGUGCAAUUGGUUCUUUGUCUUUCAAUGUUAUUGAUGCGCCCUCUCUGAAACAGUCAACUGAGUUUUUAAGACCAGUAGCAUCAGAAGAUGCUGGAGGUUCCACUAGAAAAGUUCGGGAAGAGAAUGUUGCAAGGAAGCCAGCACCUCGAGCCAAGGUACCUUUUGAGAAAGGACAUAGCCAGAUGGACUGGCUUAAGCUGACUCAAACACAUCCAGACCUUGCAGGAUUAAAUGGACAGUCAAAUAAGAGGCGUAUUUCUAUGGAUGAAGUUAGACAACAUCAGGAAGAAGGUUCCAGGUGGACUGCUUUGAAGGGUCGUGUGUACAAUAUAUCUCCAUACAUGAGAUUUCAUCCUGGAGGUGUUGAUAUGCUGAUGAAGGCAGUGGGAAAAGACUGUACAUCCUUAUUUAAUAAACACCAUGCUUGGGUGAAUGCUGAAUUUUUACUGGAGAAGUGCCUUGUGGGUACACUAGAUGACAGUGAGUAAAGGGCAGCAAGAACGGAGGGAUUAACAAGUGGUGCUAAGUCUCAUUCACCAUAAUACCAUUACCAGCGGAUUGGCAAAGGAAUCCUUUUAUAUUUUAAUUGUAUGAGAUUAAUGUGACACCCUUUUUUAUGGUACGGGUAAGUUCAUCAUACCAUUUGGAAAUAACUUUUUAACUCUUUUUUUUGAAAAAAAAUACCGGAUUGGGUUCUACCCUUAUCUAAUAGAACAUGCUAGCCAAAUGUUCUUAAUGUAACACCUACUUUAUUUA
Molecule: messenger RNA, 1117 nt
Organism: Juglans microcarpa x Juglans regia
Lineage: Eukaryota; Viridiplantae; Streptophyta; Magnoliopsida; Fagales; Juglandaceae
Product: cytochrome b5 domain-containing protein RLF-like
Exons: 6
Coding region: 175-849 (224 amino acids)
Molecular function (GO): heme binding
Source: RefSeq, a predicted model, not a curated record